Messenger RNA from Medicago truncatula (barrel medic), 2348 nucleotides. Its product is annotated as pentatricopeptide repeat-containing protein At2g06000. Gene Ontology annotation, molecular function: protein binding. The coding region runs from base 164 to 1738 and encodes 524 amino acids. The transcript has 3 exons. The record is from RefSeq and is a predicted model, not a curated record. NCBI's taxonomy places the organism in Eukaryota, Viridiplantae, Streptophyta, Magnoliopsida, Fabales, Fabaceae.
GGAUGAAUCCCAUUUCCUCUCCAAAAGGAGAGUAUGCAUUCGUGUUCCCUACUCCUCCUUCUCCCCUAAACCCCUCCGCCUGUAUCACCCCAAAACCCUUCCUCACUUUCCAAAUGAAACGACACCGUUUUCUUCCCAAAUCACUCAAUUUCAACACAAACUCAUGAAAUUUUCUUCACUCUUCACCCCUCAAAUUUUCAAUACACCCCUCAUUACCCAUUACCACACUCUCAAACCUAACAAACCCAACCCUUGGUUCAUCAAAAUAGUCACAACCCUCUUCCUCUCCAAAACCCCACUCAACAACACAAUCUCCAAUUAUCUCAACCACCACUUAACCCCAUCACUCGCAUUCGAAGUUAUCAAAAAUCUAACCCACCAACAUUCACGUUUCAACUUCUUCAUAUUCACCAAACAAUACUUAAAGCUCUCACAUUCAUUUUGGACUUACAACUUCCUUUUCCGCUCCCUUUGUCGCGAAAGUCAACACAAUUCCGCGAAAAUUCUUUACGAUGUUAUGAGGUCUGAUGGGUUAUUACCUGAUGGGAGACUGUUAGGGAUUUUAGUUUCGUCGUUUGCGUUUGUUGGUAGGUUUGAUGUUUGUAAGGAGAUUGUUAAUGAUUGUUUACGUAAUAGCGUUGAUGUGAAUGUCGUUGUUUAUAAUAACAUUCUUAAUAUUUUGGUUAAAUGUGGUAGGUUAGAUGAUGCUGUUAGUUUGUUUAGGGAGAUUGUUAGGUUGAAUUUGAAUGUGGAUAGUUUUACGUUUAAUAUUUUGAUUCGAGGUUUUUGCGUUGCUGGGGAGAUUGAUGAAGCGUUUAGGUUUUUGAAUGAUAUGAGAAAUUUUGGUUGUUGCCCUGAUGUUGUUAGUUAUAAUACUCUUAUGACUGGUUUGUGUAGAGUUAAUGACGUUGAUAGAGCACGAGAUUUGCUAAAAGAGAUUAAUAGUCCUAAUGACGUGAGUUAUAUGAUUGUGAUAUCGGGUUAUUGUAAAUUGAGUAAUAUGAAGGAGGCUUCUUCUAUCUUCAAUGAAAUGGUUAGGUCCGGAGUUCAGCCGAGUGUGGCUAGUUUUAAUGCACUUAUCGAUGGAUUUGUUAAGGCAGGUGACAUUUCUUCUGCAGUAGACAUGCAUAAGAAGAUGAUUUUACAUGGCUGUGAUCCGGAUGUUGUUACAUUCACUUCGUUAAUUGAUGGAUAUUGCCGAGUUGGACAAGUGGACUAUGGUCUAGAACUUUGGAAUGAAAUGAAAGCAAGAAAUUUUUCUGCAAAUUUGUAUACUUAUUCUAUUAUUAUCAGUGCUCUGUGCAAGAGCAAUAGAUUACAAGAAGCUCACGAGCUUCUGAGACUAUUGAAUCAGAGUGAAAUUGUUCCGCAGGCCUUUAUUUACAAUCCGGUCAUUGAUGGAUAUUGUAAAUCUGGGAAUGUUGAUGAGGCUAAUGCAAUUGUUGUAGAUAUGGAAAAGAAAUGCAAACCUGAUAAACUGACAUUUACUAUUCUUAUUAUUGGUCAUUGUAUGAAAGGAAGAGCGUACGAAGCAAUUGGUAUCUUUUACAGGAUGUUGGCGACCGGUUGUUCCCCAGAUGAUGUUACUAUUAGAACUUUAAGUUCCUGUCUUUUGAAAUCUGGAAUGCCUACCGAGGCUGCACGCGUUAAGGAAAUUCUGUUUAAGAAUCAAGGCAGUUCACCGAAAAAUUCAUAUCAUCAAAGUACAGAUUCAGAUACGCAGCAUUCUCUUUAUUGAAGUGGUACUGAAAAUCAGUGGUUAAGCAUUGACUUCCAAUGUUGUCGCUUGAGAAAAUACACUCUUUUGUCUACAUUAUCAGCAAGGGAGUUGGAAUUGUAAACUCCCCCAAAAUUCUGCUGAUGUUGUUGGAAUGUGCAGGUUCAUGGACAAUGCAUGUCUAUUUGGUUUUGGUAGUACUUGGAAUGGAAGGUUUUGUCAUCAAAUUUCAUACACUUGACAAAACACUGAUUUAGGGAAUGAGCCUACCUGGUUAAUAACAAGCUUGAUGCUUGUUGGAUGUCAUUGAAGAGGUUAUGGACAUUGGACAUUACAUGUCUCUUUGGGGAAGGAUGCUAUAAAUCAAUGAUAACCUAUCCUGAAGUUGUUAGUUAUUUAAGACCGUAUAAAUCAUAAGGUAAUGUCUGUAUGAACUUGCUUGCAUUUCAUAAUGAAAGCAAGCUUCUGAAGGAUCUAUCUUUUGAUCAUAACUAGUUGAGAGACCUGUGCUGAGCAUGGGUAGUGCGGCUGCGCCUCACGUGACAUGUGCGAUGUUGAUUGUUGGCAAAUAAUAUAUUACAAAUUUUAUAGUCUUUAAGCAAUAAUUAAUUAAUUUCAAUUUAAAAUUUAA